This is a messenger RNA of Hermetia illucens (black soldier fly), 1714 nucleotides long. RefSeq lists its product as uncharacterized. The transcript has 3 exons. The coding region runs from base 171 to 1598 and encodes 475 amino acids. The record is from RefSeq and is a predicted model, not a curated record. Lineage: Eukaryota; Metazoa; Arthropoda; Insecta; Diptera; Stratiomyidae.
CAUUCGUUAAUCACCACUCAUCAGUCAUCAAAGCAGGAGAACAACGCAUUGUGUAGUUGCUCGGGGUUUUGAUGAGGAAGUGUUGGUUUUUCACAAAGUGGUGCCCUAACGACAGUUGAAUUUUCGGUGGAACCGUAAUUUGUGCAGCACAUUAGAAGCGACUGUCCAGGAUGGCCGAGAAAUCAGGAAACCAAAGGACGAGAAGUGUUUUAAAAAAUAACAAAGUGACAACAACCCAGAACAUAGAUAAAACUGUCCGUUCGCGAACCAAUCCUUUAGAUGAACUGCGUGUAAAUUCUGUUAAAAAUGAUCCCGAACUGCGAGCUGCUUUCGAAAACUGCGCCACAUUCCACUUUGAAGAAGAUGACGAUAUGGAGUACGAACGUGACUCCAGUAAAUGGCCUGUUAAAGCCGUUGAAUUGAUGAUCCACCACCGUCUUCGUCUGGACUCAGCAUUCCACAGUCCAAAGUAUACAAAGAACAAACUCUGGGACACAAUCUCUGAUCAUCUAAAGGAAGCCAAGUUCAACUUUGACGGGAAGGAAUGCCAUCUGAAGUUCAGAAAUAUGCUCGCAACAUAUAAAAAGAACGUGGAAAAGGUCAACACAUAUGGGGAGGAAUGCAUUAAAUGGAAAUGGUUCCAUGCGUUCCACAGUGUCCUGCAAUUCAAACCCCAGAAUGCUGGUGAUAACCAACAGAAUUUAAGUGUGGAAGACAAUGCCAAAGACGAGGAGGACAAGGUUCUAGAGGAGGAGACACAACUUGGAAAUGAUAUACCAAAACAAGCAACAACUAGUAGAGCUGUAAGUGAACCACCAGAGACUCCUGAAAGUGAGUACCGAAAAUGGAGUCGAUCGGCAGUAAAUCUCCUCCUUGUACUUCGCCAUCAGUUUGCCGACAUAUUCAAUGAUCCCAGUGCGCAUAAAGUCAAGUGUUGGCGCAAAAUUUCCAAAAUCCUUCAAGAAAGUGGCUACGACGUAAAUGAGCGCGACUGCAUCGUGAAGUGGCACAACUUGAUCAACACAUACCGCUCAAAUCUGAGGAAAUCCCAGAGCGAACAUGUCAGGUGGGAGUGGUUUGACCUGAUGGGAAAAAUAUUGAAUCAGCAGGCGAGCUCUGAAAGAUCAACAUUCACAACGGUCCAUAGCCUUCCUGAUGUCACGACAAAAGCAAGAAAUUCAGGCCAAAGUCAAAACGAAAACCAAGUCGAUCCCCGGAAUGGUCAUCAUUCGACCACAACAGUCAUUCCAAGCGAGGAUGAUGCUGACACUAUUUCAAUAUUGAGCGAUGACACUCGACUUCUCAUGGAUAAUGGAUCAUUGGAUGAUUUCAUGAUUAAUAGUUUAGAGAUAAAUGACCGACCGAUAAAAAGGACUAAGAGAUAUCAGCGAUCCUACUGGAAGGAGAAACUGAAGCUGCAAAAAGCUGCCGAACAUAGGCGCAAGCGGGAAUGGGCCGAACGGAAGCAAAUUGAAUUGCAGAAAAUUAGCUUAAAGAAACAGAAAUUAAAGAUCUACCACAGACUGACUAAGACCCUGGAGAAGCUGGCGUCCAACGGAUUGAUCCGCGACUUUAUGGCGAAUGAAAGGCGAUCAUAACCCUUAGUUCUAAUGAAUACAAAUUAGAUUUGUAGCAAUAAUGGUUGAAUUCGUACAUAAUUUGUCGAUGUUUGUUAUUUUUGAUGGUUUUGAAAUAAAUUGAUGUCUUGUACAAG